Messenger RNA from Babesia sp. Xinjiang, 1293 nucleotides. RefSeq names its product Eukaryotic translation initiation factor 3 subunit M (gene eif3m). The record is from RefSeq and is a predicted model, not a curated record. Gene Ontology annotation, cellular component: eukaryotic translation initiation factor 3 complex. Lineage: Eukaryota; Apicomplexa; Aconoidasida; Piroplasmida; Babesiidae. Bases 1 to 1293 code for a protein of 430 amino acids. Gene Ontology annotation, biological process: cytoplasmic translational initiation. The transcript has 3 exons.
AUGACGACUUUCGUACCGCUAUCGCAGGACACAGAGGGAGCGGUUAGCUCCGCUGCUUUGGGUGAUUGGAUCCUUUCCAUUAUUAAGGUCCGCGCCCCAAGCAGAACUGCUGAUUACUACUCUAAGUUACUUAAUCAGUUCCAAGAGGUGGAAGGGGAACAAGUCAUCAAAGAUUCUUUCCAGCUUUUUGAGCUUUUGCUUAGUGGCCACGAAAUGGUGUUCGGCUUUUUGCAGGAUGCUAAGGACAACGGAGAAACAGCUCUUAUGACUGUAGAUUCUGCAAGCAAAGUGGAAACUGAGGUACAAAUCAAAUAUGUAGACGCUAUAAAACAGGUCGAAGAGUACUUCACGGUCCUUAUGUAUAUGCUUCAGCUUCGUUUCACCAGUAAUGCUCAGAUCGAAAAGGCGGGCAAUCUGUUAUUGAGAGCGAUUUCUAUGGGCGACUCAUUUGUGGAUUUGAGGCUUAAGUUGCUUCAAAUGCUCUACAACAGUGUGGACCCUACUCUCGCAUUAAGGGUAGUUGUGUACAUUGAGGUGUUGGAGUUCGCAGCAAAGCACGAGCUGUUUCACACUCUAAUUCCAGUCAUCCAGAAGAUUGAUGAUUGGAUGAAGGAUUGGGCGCUUGAUAGAAAGACCAAAAUAUAUAUUUACCGCAUGAUUUCGGAACAACUUGACAAGAUGGGCAAGGAUGAUAUGGCAUACGAGUUUUUUGGGAAGUGUAUUGAGUGCUGUGAUGUUCCGGCGCUGUUUACUCCUGAGAAUAUCAAGGCUGCUGCAGAGUUUUGCAUCAGGAGUAUCAAGGCGGACGAUGUACUGUAUUUCGACCGUUUGAGGGUGAUGCCUGCUGUGCAGCACCUCGCUAACACUGAAUAUUCUCUGAUAAUCGAGCUUUUGGAUUUGUUUAUUCAGGGAAGUGAAAGUGACCUGGAUGCAAUCGUUGCAAAGCACGGUGAGGCGGCGUUCGAAUCAUUUGGUAUUCCUGUAGAUUUGUGCAGGAGCAAAAUCAAAUUGCUCACGCUAGCAUCUUUAUGUCAAAAUGAACCAGAAUUACCCAUCGCACGCAUACAGCAAAUGUUGAAUAUAUCAAGGGAUGACGCAGAGGAACUCGUGGUUACCGCAAUCACCAAGGGCGUGAUGGACGGGCUCAUUGACCAAAAAAGCGGGAAGGUCAUCAUACGUUCGGUUAUGCAACGUCAGUUUCAAAGGGAACAGCUGCAGCAGUUGCAUUCCAACCUCCUUCAGUGGAAGAACUGUGUCAACGAACUGAUAGCCGUGCUCAGUAGCAACAACUGA